AAUGCGUGUGAAUAUGGAGCGUUGUGAAAAUUCAUUAAAUUAAUAAAUAAAUUGUACGAAAAACGCGAACAAUUUUAUAUAUAUUAAUAAUAACGCGCGUAGUGUGUUUAAUAUUUCAAAUUUUGUAAGAAGAAAGCUUUUAUCUAUGCGGUGGUGUCAUUUUAGAAUUUCUAAUAGUGCUGUCAGCUGCAAGGUGUAGCGACACGGUUGAAGAAAAACUCGCUGUUGGUUGCCUAGCGCAUAUACGUGAAGGAAACUCGUCGUCCGUGGUCAUUUUCAAGGAGAAACAGCAAAUCCAGCAAUGUGAAAUUCCAACAUAUAUUCACAAAUAUGUUUUUAUAGUUUUAUAUCUUAAGAAUCGUUGCCAAUUGAUUUGGUUUAAGGGCAUAGUUAGACAAUGGCAGGCGUAGACGUGAGUUAAACAGUUGGAAAAUUCAAUAAGCAAGUGAAAAAAAUGAAAAUUGGAAGUGCAUCAUUUGCCAUGUUUCGCAAGGGCAAUGUGCGGCAAUGGCAUAUUGCUUGAAGUGUAAUGUGUAGUUGAAACGAAAGUAGUGGAAAGUGUAGAAUUUAAAAAGCCGAAUUGAAAUACAAAAUAAAAGCUUUAAAUAUAUAAUACACAAAAAGUCAAGCAGAAAAUAAAAAAAUACAAAAAAGGCGACAACCAGCGAUUGACGUACGAGAAUUGUUAAAUAGCCGUGCGGUGCGCGUCGGACAACAAAGUGGUGUGCAUAAUAAUGCAAACGGCGGGGUGAAGUGCAAUCCGGUUAGUCGAAAAAGUUUGUGUAAAUAAAAAUAUAAAAAAAUUUCCAAUAGUAAAUGUGUACAAACGUAAACAUUUUUAUAAAAAAAAGAAAACAAAUAACAAAUUUUAAUUGAUCUACCCAUAAAGAGAUCAAAAAGUGUAUAUGCAGAUCUUCCUAAAUGAAAUUUUUUCUCCUUUAUAUUAACUCAUCUACAAAUUUUUCUGACAUAAUUUAAGCACCAUCUAAACAAAUCACAUUGGAAAGCGGCCGCUUUAGCUUUGUUAUUGUGUCUAAAGUGUUUUUACUAGCGUAUAUUCAUAUGCCCACCUUGCGCUUCCAAUUUUUCUACUGCAACAAUUGCCGCUUUACUUAAAAUCAACAGCUGUUACCUCAUAACUCCUCUAUAAUUUGUUUGUUUGUAAAAAAAAUAUCCGUUGUAAUCAAAGUAAAACGGGUGGGGAAAAAUAAUAAUUCUAUUAGUUUAGUAACAGAAUGCCCAAAUGCGACAUGAAGACUCGCUACAUUCCUGCUACAUUUGCCUGGAUUCUAUUGCUGUCCACGACGUUCCUCUUCUUUUUCUAUCCCUGCCAAUACUAUUUGAAAAGCCAUCUAUGGGUACCGGCAUAUCAGGGUGUCAUCACAUUUUUCGUUUUGGCCAAUUUCUCAUUAGCGACAUUCAUGGACCCCGGUGUCAUACCAAAAGCAUCGCCAGAUGAGGACCGGGAGGAGGAGUUUCGUGCACCGCUUUAUAAAAAUGCCGAAAUCAAUGGCAUCACCGUCAAGAUGAAAUGGUGUGUGACUUGUAAAUUCUAUCGUCCGCCACGCUGUUCACAUUGUUCCGUAUGCAAUCAUUGCAUAGAGACAUUCGAUCAUCAUUGCCCUUGGGUGAACAAUUGCAUUGGACGUCGCAAUUAUCGUUUCUUCUUCUUCUUUUUGGUUUCACUAUCCAUACACAUGCUGAGCAUAUUUUCAUUAUGCUUAUUUUAUAUAUUGAAGAUAACGCCAAACAUCAGGGAAACAUCGCCCAUAGUAGCUAUGGUGUUGAUGGCUAUAGUUAUAAUCCUAGCGAUUCCGAUUUUCGGGCUUACCGGUUUUCAUAUGGUGCUCGUAUCACGUGGGCGCACAACAAACGAACAGGUCACCGGCAAAUUCAAAGGUGGAUAUAAUCCAUUCUCACGUGGCUGCUGGCAUAAUUGCUGUUACACCCAGUGUGGACCACAAUAUCCAAGUCUUCUUAAGCCAGAAAAAUAUGCCGCUCGUCGCUCACACAAGGACGGUCAGGGUAUUAGUGUUAUCACCACCGAACGGCGGACGAAUCAACAGGGCAGCAGUAUGCGAGGCAACAACACACCCGGCAAUGUGCCACGUUCACCACGCGAAACGCUGAAAAACUAUUACGAUAGGGACAAUCGACACACUCAGGUAAAGACUUAUACGGACCAGGGCAAUGGUUAUAAUCAACGGUCGGGCAGCACAACGCUUUAUAGUAAGCUGUCGCCUGGACGUGAAUGUUCAGACACCGAUAUGGAGCCGCAGGCAUCGCAGAGUCAAGAUUGUGAGCCCACACCGCCACUGCAACGACACAAUUCGACAAAUUUCUACUUGCCCCAAGUGGAGGCAGGCGUGAGCAACAUGAAUAACGGUGGCAUAGCGACCGGUGCGGGCAUGAUGCCCAACGCUGGUGGAGGUGGCGGCGCAGGUGGUGGUGGUGGCGAUUCACCACGUCACAUGCGCAUGUAUCAUCCGCGACACAGUCCACUAGCGCGUCAGCGCGGUUUGGAGCCACAACGCGGCUAUAAUCCCGCCGAUCCAUUGUCGCCCGAUCAUCCCGCUCAUCCGGGCAAUCAGGGCGUACAGCAACAACAACGCAGUGGGACAACUGCAACGCCCACAAUGCAGCAACGAAUAAAACCGUUGGGUGUGGCAACACCACUGGUUAUGGCAAGUCCCGUCAGAAGAUCCAAUCCUGGCACGCCCACCCAACCAAGACGACCCGACUUCAUUGGUCUAAAUACACAGCAGCAGCAGCAACAACAACAGCAGCCGUCGCAGACCUAUUACGAGUAUACGACCGGCUUACCGCCGCAGCAUCCACAACCGCCAACGAUUCAACAGCAACAGCAAAUGCUGUUGCAACAACAACAACGUGCCAUGAUGCAACAGCAUCAACAACAGCAACAGCAGCAGCAACAACAAGUUCCGCUAACACAUCACCAACAACAGGUGUUGGCAUCGCAGACCUACGGCGGUAGCCCACAACGCCGUUUCCUCUCCGAAGGUGAACUGGUACGCCAGGGCGCGAACGAGCUUUCAUAUGCGCGCUCCAACAACACCGUGGACAAUAUACGCGAAUUGGCCGGAAGUCCACAGCGCGGCGUGUACAUGUGGAAGGACACAUCGCCCGGUUUCAGUAGCAGUAGCGGCAGCGCUAGCGGCGGCGGUGGUGGCAUGCCACCCUCUUCCAUGAGCAUCGGCAGCAAUGCUGGCGGCACAAUGGGCAAUAGCAUACAUCACGCACAGUACAUCACAGUCGGCGGCAGCGGGCAGUCGCAUCCAUUGAUCAUGACGCAUUCGCGCAUGCAUCAGCCAGGCGAAUAUAUGCCAGCUACGCAACAACAGCAGCAACAACAAUAUCGCUCUAAUCCAACCAGCCCCACAACCAUGCCAGCCACAUCGUCCUCGACCAACGCACCAACCUAUAUGAUGCGUUACGGUGUCGGCAAUCCCGUCGCCUCACAGCCAAAUAACUACGUGCACACAUCACAGGCGCUAACGAACUCGACCGUCGGCGGUUAUCAGCCGCAAUUGCGCGGCGGCGUGGCCGUCUUUCCACCCAAUCCCAGCGGGCCUGGUGUGGGCGUCGGUGUAGGCGGUGGCGCCGGCAUCGUCACACAACUUCAAACACAGCCAUCGCCGCAAGUGAAGCGGAAACAAACACCCACGCGCCCCAUGUCAUUUGUGCGCGCACUCGAAAUGACCGACUCGAUGGAAAUGCAAACGCUCGAGCAGCAGCAGCAGCAGCAACAGGGUCGCGGCGUUGGCAAUAUGCCAGCCUCUGCCGUCGGUGGACCGGGUGUACAGCAUUUGGUAGGCGGCGCACGCACCACGACACCGACACCGGAGCGCGCGAGCGUCUACGAUAUGAAUUACGAGAUUUCCGUAUAACCCGUGGUUGUGCCGGUUGUCGUGCCACCCGCCUCGGUGACCAUCUCGGCAACGGCUGCGGCGUAUGCGCGCAAAAAGGGCGCAAGCGUUGUGGCCAGCGCCGCCGAACCAUCGGCGUACGCAUCAGUGCCAGUUAUGGCGGCGAAUACGCCCAACAGGCGCAAGUUCUCCACAUUCUUUUAGAAUGACCGUUAGGAUGGACGCGGCCUGUCUAGGCUAUAUUGCCAGCCAGUAAGCUAAUAUUUAGUAAUAAUAUAGCACAUUAUAGUUGUUUUCUUUACGUUUUUCGUUUUACCAAAACCCGAACCGAUUUUAAUACCGAGUCAUUUAUACAUAUGUAUUAUAUUAUAUUUCUCUACACAUAAACACACACACACAUACACACAUAUAUAUACACUGCUACCAAACGCAACUAUACGCAAACACAGUUCCGUACCGCCAAAUGUAAAUAUGUAUACAACCUUAGAUACACCUCCUAUGAUUACUACCUAUGAUAUAUACCUUAGGGUGGCCGUUAUUUCACAAGUUGUUUUUUUUUGCAAACGAUCCCUGACGUUCCAGUUUUACUUCAAAAAAGGGUUCGCAUGUAAACAAGCUCUUUAUUUUCAGUUUAAAGCGCGGCUACUUUUUUUCUUUUGUAUACAGCAAGCGAGUUUUUCAUAUUUUGCAUUAAGCAACUAAAUCUUCAACUUUGAAAAAGUGAUAUUCUAAUACAAAAUUGUCCACUCUACAAAAAAGUUCUUAAUGAUUUUUUUCAAAAAAUCACUCGUUUAAAAGUUAUAGGCAGUUAAAGUUAUGCAUCAAAUGUACUGAGCAUUCAUACUGAUUUAAGUUCUAUGCUUUCUAUGUUGCUCAUACGCCAUGGUGUACUAUAUGAAUGCAGUACUUUUGACAUAAAAUUUUAACUGUGUAUAACCUUUAAAGGAAUAUUUUAGGAAAAUAUUAUUAAAACCUUUUUUGUAGAGCAUAUCAGAGUAGUAGAGAGAGAGUAAAAAGAGUAGAGAGAGAGAAUUUUGUAGGGUUUAUCAGAAUACCUAUCAUUAUUAAAGUUGUAGGUUUAUUUGCUUUGCACAUAAAAACUGUAUGAGAUGAGAAAAAAGAUUUGAAGACGAUUUAAAUUGAAAAUAAAGAGUUUGCUUUUGUUGGAUUCAUCUUUUGAGAACUAAAACUAAAACUUUAGGUGGCUUUGGCAAAAGAUGAAACUCAACUUGCGAAAUAAAGGACACCCUAAUGCACAUACAUACAUAUACUUUAUGAUAAUAGUUGUAAAAAUCUAAAAAUAUGCGCGUAUGUACACGCGUUAAUGUUUAUUUACACACGUCACAUUUAUAAGUUCAGCCGUUGAAAAGGAAUUUGUGAAAUAAAUUCUCUCUCAAUGUUUAAUUGUCAAAGUUUUAAAUAUGUAUGAAUUGUUAAACCGCUUUUAAAAAUAUUUAUUGAAAACCACACAUAACCAUAACAUUAAAUAUGAUUUAAUUAAUUGUUGUAAUUACAAAGUGCAGAAACUAUUGUAAUGUUGUUGUUACUGCGACAACAACAAAAGCAAUGCCAAACAGCUGUGCGCAUGAGAUUAUACUGCUUUGAUGUGGUGGCCGCUGAAAUGUAUGCAGAGCAACUGAGUCUGAGUCUGACUGAGAGUAUGUUUUAUCAAAUUUCAUGCCGACAAAACUUAUUUUUAAAUUGAGCUUGAGCUUAUUUAAUACAAAAAUUCGAAAAAUUUUUAAAUAUUACCGUUAACGAUUCUAUUUAGGGUUUAUAUCCACAUGCAAGUCAGAAAAAACGCGCUUUUCAAAAAUGUUUUUUUUUUUGAUUUUUUUAAGAGUCUUUUUGUUAAUAUGUAGAUAAAACAAAUUCAGAAUUUCACGUAUUUUAAUACUCGCUGAUUCAUUUUUAAAACUUUUGGAUGCUCUUGUUCUCGUAGUUGAUCUGCAGAAGUACCGUCAAAAAAAGGUUGGCGGUAAACAAGACUUUUCUGGAAAAAAUUAUCUAAAAUCCAAGAACCAAAAAAAUUAGUUAUUGUUAAAGAUGAAUUUAGGACUAGUUAAAAAUUAUUAUUAAAUAAAAACGAAGAAGAUAUGCCGGAACAGCUUCAAAAAAACGAAUUUUGGAAAAUCUCAAGUGGAUAUAACCUCUUAAACUGCAAGCUCAAAACGAGUGCUAGGUUUUCGAUUGAUUUAUAAAUAAAUUCUAAAAUUCAAAACUUCUUACGUUCAAAGAAAUUUUAUGAAUAUGGUCUCAUUUUAAAGCAAGCUGAGUAUAGAAAUAUAAAAAAUCAUAAACAAGAUUUUAAAAAGUCUAAAAAUAUCGGGUAAAAUUUAUUUUUCUAAAAGAAACCCGCCACAAAAGUUUUAGCUAGUUGCAUGUCUACAGAUAUUGUGUAAAAUAACAGUUGAAUAUUUGUUAAACUUUUUUGCUGUUGUGAAAAAUUGUUAAUGGUAGUUCUAAAAUUUGCUGAAUAUUAGGUUUUUAGAAGUCUGAAGGCUUAAAAAUAAUUUUAAUUCAUUUUUUUAGAAGUCAGCAGGUUUGAUAAAAGUUUUUAUUUUUCUAAAACAAUUUUUCAGCACAUUAAUGAAAAUCACAGUAAAUUUAGUUGAUGAUACAUGCUAGAUACAUGUUGUCGUUGUUGUAGCGAUAGAAAACAUCACUGAGUAAUUAGGUGGAAUGCGACUGAGUUGACAAUGCUUGGCCGCAUAAAAAAUGCAGCUCCGUUCCGAUUACAUAAACGCGACUGUCGUUUCGAGGGUACAAUUCAUAUUGAUUUUUGAAUUCUGAUAUAAAUUUGUAUGUUUUAAAAAGUUUCAAGCAAUAUGGUUUUUAAAUGCAUACUCAAAGUCUCAAAUAAAAAAAAAAUUAUUAAAAAUUUAAAAAAAUAAAAUUAAUUAAAAAAUUUAAAAAAAAAAUUUUAAAUAUUAAAUUCUAAAAUUCUGAAACAUGCUCUUCGCUGUCAAUACCUAAAAUACAGCAAUUUCUCAUAAAAAGUAUUAUAACAGCACACACUCAUGUAAUCACCACAUCAAAUAAUCAUAAUCUCAUAGUGAACACUGUUUGGUAAAAACUUGUGUUUUGUUGCAAAGUGUAAUUUAUCAAUUUUUUUAUUAUUAAUUGUAAAUUACCGUAUGUUGUUUUCUUAGCAUACGUAUAUUGACAACCACAACAUUAGCUGUAAUGAAAACAAAAACUCCCUUAGUCCAUCCCAGUGAGGGUAAACGCCAUUUUGCCAUGGUCUUAUUGCCUUCCAAAUAGUUAUUUGCCGGCCAUUUAGUAUACAGUCCACAAUAGCGACAGUAGUACGGUUGAGAAGCCCUAAUAAGUACAUAUUUGAGAACGAGCAAGUGCGCAUAAAAAAUAAAACAAAAAAAUAUAAAUAUUAAAAACUGGGAAAUGUAAAAAACCAGCGCAGCGCCACGAGAAUUUUGAGUAAAUUUUAGAAAAGUUUGCAUUCACCUUAGUUACAUCAUAUUGAUGUUUAAAUUAUUGAAGCAAAUGGGGAUUACAUACUUUCUUUGUACAUAAAUAUGUAUAAUUAAAAGCAAACAAUUUUCAGUUUUUUUUUUUUCAAUUAAAACUUGCUUAAUUUGCCCCGCUGUCCAUAAGCGUUAUAGUUGCGACUGGAUUGUGUGGCUAUAAAAGAAAUUUGCAAACAUUUUAGCAUGUUUUGUGAGCAGUCGCUUUUUAACUAAAAAUUUAAAUAUUUAUAUUUUUAAUUAAAAUGAAACUUUUGGCCAAAAUGAAUUGCGCGGCGUAAAAUGCUGUUAGAAAAAUUGAUUGCGAGUUGGCAGCAGAAAAAAUAUAUGUUGCGCGUUGCCAGCAAGAAAAAAAUAUUGCGAGUUUGCAGUAGAAUUCUAAAAAGCAUUAUUGUUAAAACUAGAACAAUGUAAUUUGCUGAGAUCAUUUUAACAUAAAAUUCUAAAAUUUUAUUUUUUUCAAAAUUUAAAGUUUCCCGGGGCUUAAAGUCCAACCACCUCAGCUUGUUUUGACAAAUCUCGCGUUCUGCUCACUUAAUUACAAGCCCAAUAUCUACGCAAAAUCUUUUUAUUCAUACAUUUUUGUGUAAACUCCUUUUCCAAAAACCCAAAAAUUUACUCAAUUUAUUAUGCAAUAUUAAAAAUGAAUUUAAAAUCUAAUUUGGAGUAAAUCGAAAGGAACUCAUGCGAAUGUGCUAAGAACUGAUAUAUGUAUCUAAAUUGUGUAUAUGUGUUAUGCUGUUCGAAAAAAAUUUAAUUAAAUUAAAAAAAAAAACGAAAAACUACUAAAAAGUAAUCACAAUCCAAACUCAACUAAACACACACGCCAUCUUUAACUAUUAUAUUAUAAAUUUCGGUACGUAACAUAAGUGUGUAAGCAAAGAAGAGAAAAACAAAAAGAAGCAAAGCGCAAUAAAAGCAAGAAAUCUGUAAAAAACAUAUUCUUACUAUUAGCAAUUCUUCUCAACUAACUAGUGGCAUUUAAAUAAUAAGCUAAAGCUAAAGCUAACAAUUAAACAUUAGAAAAUGGAGAGAAGAACUGUAAGAACCUUAAAGGUAAAGUUGUCGAAAACAAAUAUUAUAUAUUAACAAAUUUAGUUGAUAAUUAAUUAGUGUAAUUAAAAAAAUUACUAAAACAUAGCUAAGCAUACUAUAUUAAGAAUAUAAAAAAAGAAACAUGUAUAUGGAUUAUAGCUUUUAAGGAAUUAUAUUCUUGUAUGUAUAAAUAGUGUACGCCCAUAUGCAUAAAUGCGAGCGAAAAAAAUUUAAUGGAGAAUAAAUGCAGCAACAAUUUUGAAGUGAAAAUUCAAAAGAAAUGUACAAACAUCAUUGCAUUUUGCAUUUGGCCAGCGCCAAUGAGUGUGUGUGCUGAGUGCGGCAGGCAUGUUGAACAGGCAGUAGCAAUAACUUGUCCAGGCAUUUUUGAGGAUGGCAAAAGAAAUUGAUAUUAAUAUGAUGUGUAUAUUGACAUGAUUUGUAUGAUGACCUUUUUUUU
Bactrocera tryoni is the source of this 8867-nucleotide messenger RNA. RefSeq names its product palmitoyltransferase ZDHHC5-B (gene Zdhhc8). The coding region runs from base 1236 to 3908 and encodes 890 amino acids. The record is from RefSeq and is a predicted model, not a curated record. NCBI's taxonomy places the organism in Eukaryota, Metazoa, Arthropoda, Insecta, Diptera, Tephritidae. Gene Ontology annotation, molecular function: palmitoyltransferase activity. Gene Ontology annotation, biological process: protein palmitoylation. The transcript has 10 exons.